AUGAUAUUCUUUUCAUAUCUAUCUAUCUAUCUAUCUAUCUAUCUAUCUAUCUAUCUAUCUAUCUAUCUAUCUAUCUAUGGCACUCUUUUCAUAUCUCUCUCUAUCUAUGGCACACUUUUCAUAUCUAUCUAUCUAUCUAUCUAUCUAUCUAUCUAUCUAUCUAUCUAUCUAUCUCAGUCUGUUCAUAUCUAUCUAUCUAUCUAUCUAUCUAUCUAUCUAUCGCACUCUUUUCAUCUCGCUCUCUCUCUCUCUCUCUCUCUCUAUAUAUAUAUAUAUAUAUAUGAUCGCCGCCACCUCGAUGAUGAAGCAUGUGUCACUACUUCUUUCAAAGUCUCUAUCUCUCUCUAUACAGAUCUAUCUAUCUAUCUAUCUAUCUAUCUAUCUAUCUAUCUAUCUAUCUAUCUAUAUAUAGCCGAGUUUUUAGUCCGACGCCCAAAGUGGAUUGAUGUUAUAAAAAGCUCCAGCUGUCCUAUCUAUCUAUCUAUCUAUCUAUCUAUCUAUCUAUCUAUCUAUCUAUCUAUAAUUGAAAUGGAGGGAAAAAUUGGAAGUUGA
Molecule: messenger RNA, 552 nt
Organism: Acanthosepion pharaonis
Lineage: Eukaryota; Metazoa; Mollusca; Cephalopoda; Sepiida; Sepiidae
Source: the annotation of a GenBank genome assembly